AUGGCUGGAGGUGGAGUAACCCCUGAGAAUGCAGCAAGCAUUGUCGCCCAAUCAGGCGUAUCACACAUCCAUGCCUCGGCACGAUCGUUUGUACCGCAAACGGAGAAAAUCCACUUCAAUCACCUCUGCCCAUUUCGUGCAACAAGUAUGCCGUAUGAAGGAUGUGUCAUGCAAACCAACGCUCAAAAGCUGGUUCGUGCAAUGUUCGACGUGGGCCUUCGCGGCAAAAGCGGGCGAGCAUCCCCUUCGCCAUCCUCUGGCGAUUAUGGAAGCCGCGGCUCUGAAAGCAGCAGCGAUGUGAUUGGCGGCCGCUACCGGCGCUUGCGGGUGAUCGGCCAUGGCUCGCAUGGCAGCGUGUGGGAGUGCGAGGACGUCCGCACGUCCGUCCGCGUCGCGUGCAAAUCCAUUCCACACCAUCGGCGUCCCGCCGCCGGCGGCGCCGCAGUUCCCGCCGGUGUUCCCGCCGCGAGAGGCGGCGCAUCGGGCGCGCGGCACGCUCCACCGCAGGAGCAGUUUCAGGAAGUCUGUACCGAGGUAUCCGCGUUAAAGACGGUCGGCGGACAUCCGAACGUGGUGCGGCUCGUCGACGUAAUAGUGGGCUCCGCCGAGGCGCACCUCGUUAUGGAGCUCGCGUCGGGUGGGGAUCUCCUAACGGAGCUCAUGCACCGCGGUCCGUUGGACGCGCCGCUGGCUGCUACAGUGUUCCGGCAGCUCGCCUCGGCUGUCGCGUUCUGCCACGCGUGCGGCGUCAUGCAUCGCGACAUCAAACCAGACAACGUGCUGCUCGGAGGGAUGUCCGCCCAACGGCAAGACAUGGGGGCCGGCACGCGCGUAUACAUGGCGCCCGAAAUCACCAGAGUGUCUGAAAUCAUGAGACGGGAAAGCACGAGACCGGAACUCGUGGCAGCGGCAGGAGCUGAAACGGGGAAGUAUGGCUUUAAGGCGGACGUUUGGAGCAUGGGUAUGACUCUCUGCACGAUGCUGACUGCGCGAAUCCCGACUGUUCCUUUGGAUUUCGAGCAUCCGGCGUGGGGAGGGGUGCCGGCGGAGGCGAUGGAUUUGGUCCGUCGGAUGCUGGUGGUGGACCCAGAUCAACGGCUGAGCUCGUUCGAGGUGCUGGAGCAUCCGUGGCUGAACCAGACGGCCGUUCGAUCGUUGGACCCGGCCGUGCGCUGCCCCCACCUGCUCUCGCCCUCCCUGCCUGGCGAACCCACUGGUAACCAGGUUACACGGAUCGUCUGUGCGUAG
This is a messenger RNA of Closterium sp. Yama58-4, 1248 nucleotides long. The record is from the annotation of a GenBank genome assembly. NCBI's taxonomy places the organism in Eukaryota, Viridiplantae, Streptophyta, Zygnematophyceae, Desmidiales, Closteriaceae.